Messenger RNA from Oryzias melastigma (Indian medaka), 1621 nucleotides. RefSeq lists its product as uncharacterized. Gene Ontology annotation, biological process: positive regulation of GTPase activity; endoplasmic reticulum to Golgi vesicle-mediated transport. The transcript is spliced from 10 exons. Gene Ontology annotation, molecular function: GTPase activator activity. Gene Ontology annotation, cellular component: endoplasmic reticulum membrane. NCBI's taxonomy places the organism in Eukaryota, Metazoa, Chordata, Actinopteri, Beloniformes, Adrianichthyidae. Bases 166 to 1386 code for a protein of 406 amino acids. The record is from RefSeq and is a predicted model, not a curated record.
CGGUCACGUUUUGUUUCUGUCCAAUCACCGCUGAGCCGGAAACGCAGAGUCGGCAGUCUCAGCUGUUGGUUGAAGCGCCGUCGUGUCCACGACUGUAAUUAUUGUAUUUAAGUUGUUUUUAAAGAACAUAUUGAUAAAUGAAACGUCAUCAAAGUACAGACGGUGAUGGGGAAGGCCAGCAGACGGAGAGCAGACGGAGCAGGGACGGAGCACGGAUCCGUUCAUGGAGAUCCAGACUGUGGUAGAAAACAGAAGCUGGCUGACAUCCAUCGAGCAUUAAUCAGAGACCCAGUGGAUAUCCAGACGCUCAGAAGAGUCUCGGUCACUAGAGGAGGACUUCUCAACAAUGAACUGAGGAGAAAAGUUUGGCCCAAAUUACUCAACAUCAAUGUGUUUGAUCUUCCACCCAAACCUGGUCGAAAUGUACGAGAAGACCACAAGGACUUGAACCAGGUGGUUCUGGAUGUGAGGCGGUCCAUGAAGCGCUUCCCUAAAGGAAUGCCGGCGGCAGAGAGAGGCGUGCUGCAGGAUCAGCUGAUCGACAUCAUCCUGGAGGUGUUGAGGCGUCACGCUCAGCUGCAUUACUACCAGGGUUACCACGACGUGGCCGUCACUCUCCUGCUGGUGGUCGGAGAGCGCAUGGCCAUCGCCAUGCUGGAAAAGCUCUCCAACCAUCACCUCAGGGAUUUCAUGGAUCUGACCAUGGACAGCACCAAACACAUCCUGAACUACCUGAUGCCCAUCCUGGAGCAGGUUGACGGGGAUCUGCACGACUUCAUGGUCAGGGCAGAAGUUGGAAACAUCUUUGCUCUUUCCUGGCUCAUCACAUGGUACGGUCACGUGUUGUCAGAGUUCAAGCACACGCUAAGACUCUACGACUUCUUCCUGGCCUCCCAUCCUCUGAUGCCCAUCUACCUGGCUGCUGCGAUCGUCCUGCACAGAAAGCAGGAGGUUCUCCAGACGGAGUGCGACAUGGCCAUGGUGCACCACCUCCUCUCUCACCUCCCAGAAGAUCUGCCGUUCGAGCUCCUGAUUGGUCGAGCUGUGGAUCUGUUUGAGCGCUUUCCUCCAUCCUUAUUGGCCCAACAGGCAGCGCUGCAGUCCAGAACCAGUCUGACCAUCAGCAGCUUUCAGGCCUUCCAGCUCUCCACCCUCCAUCAGAGGCCCGACUCGGUUCUGCAGCGCCUGACCCGGACUCGGAGCUCCACCUCCUCCAGACCAGAAUGGCGAGCUCCGGCCAAGGACGGCGGCCAGCUGUGGCGGGAGGGGAACCGGUUGGUGAAGGUGGCGGUGUGGGGGCUCUCCGCGACCCUGGGGGCCGCCGUGUUGGCGGUGGCUCAGACUGCCAUGGACUGGGGGCCUGAGGUGUUACUGCAGCUGUUCUGAUGUGAUGGCAGCGCAGAACGUCAUUGAGAGCCGGCGCCGGACGGAUGCUGCUGCGCCGGACGGACGCUGCCGCCGCGCCGAACGGAUGCGUGGACCUCUCAAACAAUCGGUCAGUUUGUAGAAAUAGGAUUGAACAUUCAGGUACAAACACAAAACAUCUGAAAAACUUCUGAGGUAUGAAAAAUAAAAAUACAAUAACUCCAUAAAUAUAGAACCAUUAAAAUAUAAACUAUCA